CCGUCACUGCGCAGGCGUGCCGGAAGUCCCGUCAGUGCAGCGCGAGAGCUGAGAGUCAGACCGGAACCUGAGCGGAUCCUUGGUGGAAGUUCACGGAGUCUUCGGUAGCUAUGCUGUCCCCGGAGGCAGAGCGGGUGCUGCGAUACCUUGUCGAGGUGGAAGAGCUCGCCGAGGAAGUGCUGGCGGAUAAGCGGCAGAUUGUGGACCUUGACACCAAGAGGAAUCAGAAUCGAGAGGGCCUGAGGGCCCUACAGAAGGAUCUCAGCCUCUCUGAAGAUGUGAUGGUUUGCUUUGGGAGCAUGUUUAUCAAGAUGCCUCACUCUCAGACGAAGGAAAUGAUCGAGAAAGAUCAGGAUCACCUGGAUAAAGAAAUAGAAAAACUCCGGAAACAACUUAAAGUGAAAGUCAACCACCUCUUUGAGGCUCAAGGCAAGCCGGAGCUGAAGGGCUUUAACUUGAACCCACUCAAUCAAGAUGAGCUUAAAGCUCUCAAGGUCAUCUUAAAAGGAUGAGACUCCAGUACUUUUGGGGCCUGUGACUAGCAUCUCCCCUGCCAUCGUGGAGGAUCCAGUACCUUAGGCCUUGAAACCUGGAAGGACAAGAUUGGCUCUGCAGGGGCACAGACAUCAGGAAUCUGGCUGUGGUUCCCACACAAAGCUUCUGUCACAGUGCUUGGCUACUCUGCAGCAAGCAGUAGGGGUCCCUCAGCCUUUCCCUGUGGACUGUGCCUGACCACUGGUGCUCGGGGACACAAGACCUAUUGACAGUGCCUGGCAGCCACCAGUAGGUGUGGGUGUGAGAAUGGCUGCAGCAGGCGCUUCUCAACAGUGGCCUGCUGUCUGUAUGGGCUCUGCAAGAGGAUGAGGGAUGGGAGAUGGGAGAGGGUGGAGUGGGAGCCUCUGGUCAGCAUUCCUCAGAACGGAGAGGUGGUUUGGGAGAGCGAGUGGUGAGUGCAGUAAAGCAGGAGGCAGGCAAGUGACCUCUGCAGGAAACACAGACUUUGGGUGCUCCGUGUUCACACAGCUAUCUAGGGGCAGGCACAUUCCCCCAGUGCCUCCACUCUGGCCUUGUUCCUGCUGCUUCCAAGCCCCUGUGACUGCUCUUAGAUUGGGUGAUCCUUGCAGAGGUGACUCAGGAAGAUCUAGCAGGUUACCCCUUACUGCUGCUUUGCGAAUGUCCUCCCUGCCUUCCUGGUCUGAGAUCCUGGUGUUUGGGCUGCGGGGAGAGAACUGUUCUGUAUGCUCUUUGAGGGCUCAGUAAAUGUUACUUAAGUGAACAG
Fukomys damarensis (Damara mole-rat) is the source of this 1279-nucleotide messenger RNA. RefSeq names its product p53 and DNA damage regulated 1 (gene Pdrg1). The coding region runs from base 111 to 512 and encodes 133 amino acids. The record is from RefSeq and is a predicted model, not a curated record. The transcript has 5 exons. Lineage: Eukaryota; Metazoa; Chordata; Mammalia; Rodentia; Bathyergidae.